Molecule: messenger RNA, 2396 nt
Organism: Hyla sarda
Lineage: Eukaryota; Metazoa; Chordata; Amphibia; Anura; Hylidae
Product: keratin, type I cytoskeletal 18-like
Molecular function (GO): structural molecule activity
Source: RefSeq, a predicted model, not a curated record
UCCUCUUGCAGUAUCCCGGCUCUUGUGCAGUUGCUCAGCUCCAGGUAGUUUCAGUCUUCUUCCUCCUCCGUUGUCUUCUUCCUCCAUCUUCUUCCUCCUCCGUCUUCUUUCUCCAUCUUUUACCUCCUCCGUCUUCUUCUUCCAUCUUCUUCCUCCUCCUCCGUCUUCUUCUUCCAUCUUUUUCCUCCUCCUCUGUCUUCUUCUUCCAUCUCCUUCAUCCUCCGUCCUCUUUCUCCUCCUCCGUCUUCUUCUUCCAUCUUCAUCCUCUUCCUCCAUCUUCUUCUCCUCCAUCCUCCUCCUCCGUCUUCUUCCAUCUUCUACAUCCUCUUCCUUCUCCUCUGUCUUCUUCUUCCAUCUUCUUCCUCCCCUUCCUCCUCCUCCAUCUUCUUCUCCUCCAUCCUCUUCCUCCUCCUCCGUCUUCUUCCAUCUUCUUCCUCCCCUCCCUCGUCCUCCGUCUUCUUCCUCCUCCAUCCUCUUCCUCCUCCUCCUCCGUCUUCUUUCGUCUUCUUUCACCUCCGUCCUCCUUCUCUGUCUUCUUCCAUCUUCUUCCUCCUCCGUCCUCUUCCUCCUCCUCCAUCUUCUUCUUCCAUCUUCUUCCUCCCCUUCCUCCUCCUCCGUCUUCUUCUCCUCCAUCCUCUUCCUCCUCCUCCGUCUUCUUCCUCCUCCUCCAUAUUCUUCCUCUGAUCGCCAUCAUGUCUCUCGGAGCCCCAAGUUUUCGCAGUGUCUCGUCCAGUCAGAUUGGCGCAGGAGAUUUGCGGAUGUCGCCCUCCAGGCUUCAGUCUUUGCGCUCUGGUUUGGAUCUGGCCUCCAUGAAGUCCAUGAUGGAGUCUUCUCUCCCAUCCCUGCGCUCCGGCCUGGACUCUCUGCUCCACAACAACCAUCAGGAGGUGAUGCAGGAGCUGAACGAGCGUCUGGCCGGAUACUUGCAGCGUGUGCGCCGUCUGGAGGAGGAAAACCGAAAACUGCAAGAGGAGAUAGAGGAGACGUCCGCCAAGAAGAGUCCGGCCCCACGAGACUGGGAGACCCAGCAGGCCCCACUGCAAGAGCUGCGGAAGCAGAUGGAAGAUCUGAAUAUGGACAACGCCAAACUCCUCCUACAGAUCGAUAACGCAAGACUGGCCGCCGACGACUUCAAAGUGAAGCUGGAGCAGGAACAAGCAAUCUGCGAUGUGGUGCACAAAGACAUUCAGGGACUCCGCAAGAUGAUAGACGACACCAACUUCCUAAGGAUGAAACUGGAGUCUGAGGUGGAGACCCUGAGAGAAGAACUGGUCCAUCUACAUAGAGAUCACGACGAGGAGGUCGCCGCCCUGCAGGCGCUCGUAGCCAAUAAUAACCUGAGGGUUGAGGUGGAUGCGCCAAAGAAGCCGGAUCUGAACGAGAGCAUCGCCCAAAUCCGCAGAGAGUACGAGAAAAUGGCCGAGCAGAAUCGGGAGGAGGCGGAGAACUCCUUCAAGAGCAAGUUCGAUGCCCUCUCCCAGGAGGCGAAUGUGAACACGAAGGCGCUGGAGCAGGCGAAGAACGAGGUGACCGACCUCCGGCGCCAGGCGCAGACUCUGGAGAUGGAGCGGCAGGCGCUGCAGAAGACGGUGGACUCUUUAGAUCACGUCUUGAAGGACACGGAGGAUCACUAUGGAUCCAGCCUCACAGAACUGAACCGUCAUCUGACCCGGCUCCAGGACGAGCUCGCCGCCUGCCGCGCCGACAUAGAACGUCAGGUCCACGACUACGACGCCCUCCUGAACCUCAAGUCCAAGCUGGAGAACGAGAUCCACGCCUACCGCACUCUGCUGGAGGGCGCCGCAGACACGAACGGCCCAGAAUCCCCGGCAACAAGCGGACCAAACACCAUCCAGAAGGUGACGGUGACCAAGCACGAGAUCCUGGACGGAGCGGUGGUGUCCGCAUCAUCUGAAGAAACCAUUAAAUAAGAUGGCGGCGGGAGGAGGAGGGCGGAUGACUGGAUCUAAUAAUAAACUUAUAAACAAACGUUUUCUUCUUUUUUUUUACUCUGGAGUCAGAUAUAAAUUACGAGAGGAUUAUAUAAUCCGCACCCUGCAUGUCAUGUGACCAGUGUAAGAGGAUUCCUGGAUUAUCAGGUGCUGGACUAUCAGACAGGGACCUCCAUAAGAUAUAAUCCAUGACACCUCUGGCGGUACAUUAUAGGGUUAUUACACUGGGACACGGCGGCCAUGAAUUCACCUUUCUAUUUAGAUGGUUCUAUAGACCUGCAGCCACUGUACAGGCCGAAAAGGUCAGACAGAACGAAGACGAUUGGUUACAGCGGGGGGUGGGGCGGUCUUGGGCGUGACAUGACCCCCGCGUGUAAUCGCCUCAUCCUACAUCCUUCUCAUGUAUCAGCUUCAUCGCUGGACCCUGUGUGAUCUCUCCCCCUC